Molecule: messenger RNA, 3343 nt
Organism: Lecanosticta acicola
Lineage: Eukaryota; Fungi; Ascomycota; Dothideomycetes; Mycosphaerellales; Mycosphaerellaceae
Source: the annotation of a GenBank genome assembly
AUGGCACACGCGUGGACCGACCUCCCUUCGGCCCUUUCGAGCGCUCUUCCAAAGGCCAACAAGGCAGCUCAAGAUGAUGAGCAACUGAAAGCUUUCACCACGACCAAUGCCAUUGCUGCCCCGGCGACUUUUGGUAUCAAAGCUGCUGGAUCUAACAAUGCGAUUCUUGUACAUGUCACGAACGGCAAGGCCGACAUCCAAGCCGGUACUACCAAGGAUUGCCUCUUCGUCCUCUCUGCGCUUCCAGAGCAAUGGCAAGAGUUCAUGAAGCAAACUCCGGUGAUGCCAUACCAAUCCUACUGGGGUAGGUCUCGCGUUUCACUUACCCAUCAAUUCACACUCACCACCUGCAGCCAUCAGACGCGAGAUAGACAAAAUGGACGCUGACACGCUGAAAGGCAUGUUUGGGAUGAACAUCAAGCAACAAGGCAUCGAGAUCCAGGGUGAUCAAACCUCCUUUGCCCACUGGACGCACGUCUGGAGGCGUGUCUUGGAGCUCAUCCACGAUGCUCAUGCCGGCCCUACUCCAGCUGACGACGAGCCGGAGAUGGAUGAGGAUCACAUCGUAGGACGAUACGCCUACAUCACCUCUCCUGGUUGGGGCAAAUGCAAGGUCUUCUACGAACAAGCAGGCGAGGGAGACCAGGACAUCGUCUUCUUGCACACGGCCGGUAGCGAUGGUCGCCAAUACCACGGCGUCCUGAACGACGAACGUAUGCGCAAGAAGUGCAGAAUGACCGCCUUCGAUCUCCCAGCUCACGGCAGGAGCUUCCCAUACCAAGGGUAGUCCCCAUCCAUUCCCCUCCCGAAAAAAAACACCAGCUGACUCUUAUUCCCACUUCCCACAGGUAUUGGCCCGGCAAACACACCAACACAGAAGACUCCUACGUCGGCUGUAUCGCCGCUCUGGUCAAGAAACUCAACCUCAACAAACCCAUCAUCUGCGGAGCUUCCAUGGCAGGCCAAAUCUCCCUCGCCUGUGCCGUUCGCUACAAAGAAGUCGGAUGCUCCGGUACCAUUCCUCUCCAGGGAAGCGACUACCUCAACAUGGAUCGCCAAUGGUACGACCGGUCCCCCUACGUCAACCAAUCCCUCUUCAACCCGGAAUGGAUCUACGGUAUGAUGUCGCCCACCGCGCCGCUCAAGAACCGCCAGCUCGUCUGGCACAUGUACAGCGCGCAGGCAUACGGCGUGUUUCACGGGGAUCUCGAUCUCUACUUCGUGUUGAACAAAGGGAACCUGAGAACCGAGAAGGCAGUAGCGAGGUGGCUUACGGAGUUACCGACUCAAAGGAAGGUAACCGGAUUCGGAUGUCAAUGGACUUACUAUUGUCAAGGCAGCUAUAAGUAUACCUUAGGCAGCCUAGGUUUAGAGGAAAUUAACCCUUCUACAUACUUACUUUUCAGUAGCAUAACAUUCAAGAGGUUAUGAGCCCGGGUUCGCUCGGGUCUCUUAAUAGCCUACAUUCCGCUGUAACAACAACAACAAAUUCAGCUUACUAACGACCAACUCGCUUACAAUGUCUAACGACAUGACCGACGUCGAUUCAGCCUUCAAAGGCUACAAAUUACUUGAAACCGCUAUGUAGUACCUGGGAUGGACUCGCAACUUUAAGACACUCGCUUAGGCCAAAGGGCUCUAGGCUUAUGUCUCUAGAAGGGCCGAAGUCUGCGAGAAGCCAAACCUAAACGAUUUCUUUCAGGGACUCCGAAUUGUCGCUAACACCGAAGCCGAUAGCGGGGCUAAAACGAAACUAGACGAUGUCCUAUUUAACAAGGUUAAGAAGGAAAGGACAUCGAAGACUCGAACCAGUUUUCUUCCCUCUAAACUACAAGGGACCAAACCUCUAUUAGGGGACACGACGGAAGAAGGACAGAGCUCCUCCGAGGUACCGGCGCUAACGACAACGACUACGUCAAAGCCCUUGGAUCUAAACACUUGCCUUACGCUAUACAAGUAUAACGAAGAAGCUUACAACAAGUAUUCUACUAAGAUGGAACAAGCCUAUAUACUUAUCGACGCCUACGUAUCUCUAGCCAUUCGAGGAAGAUUAUAGUAGUUUAAUAAUCCCUUUAUAAAGUGGAUCUUUAUCCGUAAUUAAUACUCUCUCUUACUAGUUAGGGCACUUAAGCUUGCCUAAGACAAGUUCGAAAGACUUUAGCUAGUAAACUAUAAGAACAUAUAGACUUAUAUUAACGAAGUUAAGGGAGCUAAGCUAGACAUUACCGAUAUAGGAGGAGAGUGUUCCGAUAUAAUAGUUGUAUCGAAACUAGUACGUAGAUUAAGCGACGAGUAUUAGGCAUUCGUAGACUAUUAUUACUUCUUUAGAGACACCGACGAAGUAACGAUAGACCUUAGUAUAAUAACUUCUCGCCUACUUACCUUCGAAUCCGAUCUGUAGACGCGUAAAAGAAAGAAGACGGUUAACGCCUUUAUUAAAACCGAAACUCGUAAGUGCUCUACCUACGGAAAAAAUAGCUAUACCGACGAAAGAUGCUAGACUACGUACCUAGAACUUAAGCUGUCCCCCGAAGAGCUUCGGGCUAAACGAAACUAACGUAAGGACGACUCGUUAAACAAAGCAAGCAACUCUAACUCUAACUCUUCUCUACUAAACAGAAGAGUACUAGCUAUAACUACUACUAAUCGUAAACACUUCGAUUAGGCCUUAUAAGCUAAAGCUCUAUAGACUAAAUAUAAGACCUUAACCUCCCGACUAAAAGCCGAAGCUAACUUACUCCUUUAGGAAGAAGGAGAGGACAGCUUAGUAAGGGGGGUAAAAGGCAAAAAGGUUUCAGCUUUUAGUGUUUUAUGUUCCAAAGGAGAUGUAAGUUAGACUUAUACUAAGUCUAAUAGUAAAGAGAGCUCUCUAGGUCGUUCUAUUACAAGUCUAGUUUCAUCCGAUAAUAAUCUAGAUAGUAAUAAAGAGAACCGACCACCGUAAUGCUUACUUGUAUCUAGACCUGAUUCUAAACGUAACAAAUGGAUUCUUAACUCUAGCGCAAACAUCUACGUAGUUAAUAGCCUAAGAUAGUUUGAAAACUACUAUAAAUUUAAUCUCCUUAUCGGUAUAGCUAAUAGAGACAAAUCCCUACAUAUCUACGGAGGAGGAACGAUAGUUAUUACUACCUUAGCUCUAGACGGAGAAGAAAUCGACAUCCGUCUAUCCCGAGUAGCCUAUACUCCGGAUCUAAGAUAUAACAUUAUGUCUAUGUUAUAACUAGGAAAGGUUAGACUACACGGAAUUUGGACUAAUAGAUCUAUAAACAUUACUACAUACGAAGGAGACGUUAUAGGACAAGCGUUCGAACAUAAAGGUCUCUAUGUCUUACUAUAUAAAAAG